Bursaphelenchus okinawaensis is the source of this 1531-nucleotide messenger RNA. The record is from the annotation of a GenBank genome assembly. NCBI's taxonomy places the organism in Eukaryota, Metazoa, Nematoda, Chromadorea, Rhabditida, Aphelenchoididae.
AUGGGUAAGGGGGUGGUUUUAGAGGGGAUGAGGUGGAUUCUGGACUUGGUGGGUUUUCGGUUACCUAUUUUCCGAGGUUACCUGUUUUUUUUGGUUACCUAUUUAUUUUGGAUUACCUAUUUUCCAAAUAUUCGGUUACCUAUUUUCCGAGGUUACUUAUUUGCCGAGGUUACCUAUUUUCCGAGGUUACCUAUUUGCCGACGUUACCUAUUUGCCGAGGUUACCUAUUUGCCGAGGUUACCUAUUUGCCGAGGUUACCUAUUCGCCAGCAACGAUACAGUAAGAUGUUUCAUUUUUUAAGGCAACCUAUUCCCGGGAGAGACCUAUUCAGAGGUGACCUAUUCAGCGGUGUGGCCUAUUCCCGGGAGACUAGGAGUGAGAAACGGGCCGGGCUUAAAAAAUGGGCUUGGGCCCAAAAAAUUUUUUAAAAUUUUUUAUUUCAAUCCUCGUUGAUGUUUUGUGAUUUUAUUGGGUACUAUGAUCCAUAAAUAAUCUGAAAGAACAAUGUGAAGCCAAAUUUCCGUUUUUUUUUAAGUUUUAAAAGUUUUAAAAUUUUUUAAAACGGGCCGGGCCUAGGAAUUUUCUGACCGGGCCGGGCCGGCCUGAAAGAAAAAUGAAAACGGGUUGGGCCUGUUGCGAAGUGUAAACAUGUCUUUUAUACGGUCGAACAUGUCUCAAAUACAAUUUUCAAAAAAAUUUUUUGAAAAGAAUGCAUUCAUAGAAUUCAGUUUGUUGACCAAAACAUAAAAAUUCAAAUUUCUGUCACUUUUUGCAGUUGAACACAGUAGAAGCGGCUGGCAGGACCCAGUCGCUUUGGGUGCCUAAUAUGUGCUUGUACCGAAAUCGGAAACAACCUGAAAGCCCGAGUAUUGUUCUACAACAACAUCAACUAGGACUGAGCAAGACGUAUCCCGUCGCUGUGCCGCCGGAGAAAAAGCCCAAAGAGGUUAAGGUCAAGGAGAAGGAGGUGGACAAGGACAUCAAGCCGGCCAAACCUCAAGUUGGGGGAAGCGGCAAAAAAUCCGGGAAACAGGCCAAGGAGAAGAAGCAAGACGAGAAGGAAGAUCCUGCACCUGAUGGAAACAACGUGAGUUUAUGGUUUUGGCCAUGAUUUUUUAAAACAAAAAUCAAGUUGAAAAUUUGUGAUUUUUUAUUGAAAAAGCUGAUUUUCAUUGCUUGGACUGCUUGGCUGAGGAAGUUAGCGUUGUAAGUAAAGUCAUUUUUGUUAAGACUUAGCCAGUCAGGGGAGAUAAAUCUGAUUAUAUUAUAUAAUUUUUUUAAAUUUGAAACUGACAGGUGGGAGGGAUGUAGUUCUUGUUCUUUGAAGCUUGCUUUAUCUUACUUUGUAAAACCCUGAAUUAAAGUUAAGUAAAACAAAUAUACCCUUUACAAACCUAUGAUAAUGUAAGUUUGGUUUCAGAAAGAAGCAGACGAAGAGCAGUUUGACAACGCCGUAGUCCCACCGUGCCCGCCUUCUGAUGACGAUACCCUAAAAGGUGUAGGCCACGAGAUGCCCAAGUUCGAAACGUGA